Solanum stenotomum is the source of this 1092-nucleotide messenger RNA. RefSeq names its product transcription factor bHLH75-like. The record is from RefSeq and is a predicted model, not a curated record. The transcript has 6 exons. Gene Ontology annotation, molecular function: DNA-binding transcription factor activity; protein dimerization activity. Bases 83 to 961 code for a protein of 292 amino acids. NCBI's taxonomy places the organism in Eukaryota, Viridiplantae, Streptophyta, Magnoliopsida, Solanales, Solanaceae. Gene Ontology annotation, cellular component: nucleus. Gene Ontology annotation, biological process: regulation of DNA-templated transcription.
AGUACCCAUACAUUUGUUCUCUUGCAUUACCUAAUCCUAUCAUAUUAAAGAAAUCAAAUCAAGAAAAUCUACCAAAUUUUUCAUGGGUGAUUCUUCUUCUUCUACUCCUCUAGAUUUUCAUGCUUUGAAUUCUACUUGUAACAACAAUUCCCCUCUUUUGAUGAAUUCAAAUAUGGAACUUCUAAAUAGCAUAAGCCAACAACUUGAAAAUGAUCAAAAUUUCACCUCAAAUAUUCAUCAACAACAUGGUUUUUUGUCUUUGUCAAAUGAUCAAAACUUCUCUAAUCAUCAUCAUCAACAUGAACUCAACAUCAUGCCUAAUUUUCAUAAUGAUCAUAUGAAUAAUAUUAGCCAUGAUGUUUAUGAUCCCGCCGUCGCGGUUGCUGCUGCUCAAUUUUUUACCUUGGGAGGUCCAAGUUAUGGAUGUACUAGCUCAAUUCCAGAAUCAGAAUCCAUGUUGAAUAAUAAUAAUAACAAUAAUAUUCCAACUCCUCCUCCUUUAGUCUCUGGAAAUACUAGCAAGAAUACAUGCGAAGGGAGAAAGAGAAAAAGGAACAAUCAAAAAGAAGUUGAGAAACCAAGAGAAGUUGUACAUGUUAGAGCAAAGAGAGGCCAAGCUACUGAUAGUCACAGUUUGGCCGAAAGACUUCGAAGGGAGAAAAUAAAUGAAAAGCUCAGAUGCUUGCAAGAACUUGUUCCUGGAUGUUAUAAGACUAUGGGAAUGGCAGUGAUGUUAGAUGUAAUAAUCAACUAUGUCCGAUCAUUGCAAAAUCAAAUUGAUUUUCUUUCAAUGAAACUAUCAGCAGCAAGUUUGUUUUAUGAUUUCAAUUCAUCAGAGAUGGAUGAUAUGGACUCAAUGCAGGGAACAAAUGGGUAUGCAGCAGCUCAAGGAAUGGGGAAAAAUACUGUUGGAGAAGGGUAUGGAGGAUUUCCUCAAUUUCAAACAUCUUGGCCUCUUUAAUUUGACCUACUUAUCAUCAUACUUUAAUUUUAAGAAAAUAUACUCAAUUUAUAUUAUUAUCCCUAUAAUAUGUAACAGAUAAUUAAUAUGUUUGAACUCUUUUUUAUUAUAAACCUUGAUUUCCAUUCCAA